GUGGCCAUUAGUGGAGCAAAUCUUCAGAAUGUCUUUAUGUUUCUCACCCUGGAGCCCCUUCUGGCUCGAAGCCCAUUCCUCGUCCUCCAUGUUCGCAGGAGCAACUUGGUUGGCGAUGCUCUGAGAGAACUGAGCAUCCAUUCGGAUGUUGAUUUGAAAAAGCCUUUGAAGGUGAUCUUUGACGGUGAGGAAGCUGUAGAUGCUGGGGGUGUCACAAAGGAAUUCUUUCUCCUGCUCCUGAAGGAGCUCUUGAAUCCCAUCUACGGAAUGUUCACCUGCUAUUCAGACUCAAAUCUGCUCUGGUUCUCGGAUACUUGUUUUGUUGAGCACAACUGGUUUCACCUAAUUGGCAUCAUCUGUGGUCUGGCUAUCUACAACUUCACCGUGGUGGACCUCCACUUUCCACUGGCUUUAUAUAAGAAGCUUCUGAAUGUGAAACCUGACUUGGAUGACUUGAAGGAGCUUUCUCCCUUGGAAGGAAGGAGCCUCCAAGAGCUUUUAGAUUAUCCCGGAGAAGACAUUGAAGAAACAUUCUGCCUCUCCUUUACAAUAUGCAAAGAAAGUUAUGGAGUAGUGGAGCAGAAAAAUCUUGUUCCUGAUGGAGACAAAAUACCUGUGCAGAACAAUAAUAGGUAA
Molecule: messenger RNA, 636 nt
Organism: Thamnophis sirtalis
Lineage: Eukaryota; Metazoa; Chordata; Lepidosauria; Squamata; Natricidae
Source: RefSeq, a predicted model, not a curated record